AUGGUCGAAGGUGAGGACAGCAGUCGAUCCCCGAUCUCCGAUGCUGCCGUGCAAUCCAUCAUCGAGCAAAUAGGUCUCUUGACUUCUGAGCAAAGAGACAGAGUCCGCAAAGCGGUUUUGUUUGGCAGCGGGCCGAAUCUCCUAAAGGAUGUUGACCGGUCCGAAUUCUUCAUGAAUCGUCCCACAUCUCCGCCUCGAGUGCGCGAAUCCUCUCCCAAGGCGUCGCCGCACCAGCCACCGCACUGUGGCGACAGUCCGCAGCCCGGCGGUUACCACUACCUCAGGAGUCCUGACUCCAGUCCUGGAGGAUAUAUGAGCCGCCGUCUGAGGCGAACCAUCAGUGGCACGAAUCAUCCCAUCGAUGAUCUCUUACGAGAACGAGGGCAUGUCGAGCGCUACUUGGUGGUCGUGUCUUCGUUGUCGCUGGAUUGGAAGGAGCUUGCUAAAAUCCCUGGUGUGAGCAACUACGAACUUCGUCUUCUGUGGCAUCUCUUCUUCUUGCGGUCGAACACCAUGCACCUAGUCAUGUGUACUUCUCAGUACAUUCCGGAUAUCCUGAUCAACUACUACCUGCGCUACUUGCCUGGCGGUGUUACUAUAGAGGAUGCGAGGCGUCGCUUGACGACCAUCGCCUGCAAUGACAUGACCUCCUCAAGCGUCACCACGAAGCUGAUCUUUCGAGAGCAUGCCAUGCAGCGCAUACGCGAUGCCAUUGAGCCGGAGAAAGCUGCCAUGACCUGCUUCAACUCCACGGAUACGGAAAAGGUCUUGGCGGAAUACAUUGGCAUCCCGCUCUUUGGCACCGACACCAAGGGGGCUUUUUGGGGGACGAAGACAGGAAAUCGUCAGGUCUUCCGAGACGCGGGCGUGCAGCAUCCAGAUGGGAGUUAUGAACUCAUCUACACCCAGGAGGACUUGUGCGAGGAGAUCCUGGCUUUGUUAAAACGCAACCCCGGAACCAAGAAGGUCAUGGUGAAGCUAAAUGACUCGUUCAGUGGCGAGGGCAAUGCUGUCCUUCGUGUCGAUUUCGACCUCUACCACGCACUCAAGGAGUCUGAUGAGAAAGCUCGCAGCAUUAUUUGCCAAAGGCUUGAAAAGCACUUGGAGUACGUGGCACCAGGAUUGACUUGGGACAGGUACUACACGCAGUUUCAAGAGCUUGGCGGCAUUUGCGAGCUUUUCAUCGAAGGUGACCACGAAGCCAAGACAUCGCCUUCAUGCCAGGCAUUCCUGAAUGCCGACGGCAGCGUCAGGAUUUUGGCAACCCAUGAGCAGAUGCUGAACGGCCAAAUCUACCAAGGAUGCAAGUUCCCGGCCAAUGAGAAGUACUCUGCAGACCUCAUUGCGCUGACGCACAAGAUUGGCCAGGAGCUAGUUCGUCGGGACGUCAUCGGAUACAUCGCUGUCGACUUCGUGUCUGUCCUUCAAAAGGAUGGCAGCUACCAGCACUGGGCGAUCGAGGUAAACGUGCGCAUGGGCGGCACCACGCUGCCAAUCAUGACGAUGAAUUUUUUGUGCCUCGAGGGUAGGCUGAAUGAGAAAACCUCUGAAUUCCUUGCGACAGAUGGCAAGCCGAGGUACUAUGUGGCUUCCGACACUGUUAGAAAGAAGAAAUACAAAGGCUUGGUGAUUGAGGACUUGCUCAACAUAAUCGAGCGGUACUCUGCAGAGAUUGAGUGGAACAAAAGACCAGGUGCACCGGAGACAGGCACGAUAUUCCAUUUGGUGACGUGCCUCUCCGAGCUUGGGAAGUGUGGCUGUGUCUGCAUCGGGCGCUCGAGAGAGGAAGCACAGAAAAUCUUUGAGCGCGUUCAGGAGACCCAAGACCGCUUGAGCAUUGGCUGCGAGUGGCUGUAG
Molecule: messenger RNA, 1857 nt
Organism: Symbiodinium pilosum
Lineage: Eukaryota; Dinophyceae; Suessiales; Symbiodiniaceae
Source: the annotation of a GenBank genome assembly